Messenger RNA from Fomitopsis serialis, 847 nucleotides. Its product is annotated as peroxisomal membrane protein 4. Bases 61 to 687 code for a protein of 208 amino acids. The record is from RefSeq and is a predicted model, not a curated record. NCBI's taxonomy places the organism in Eukaryota, Fungi, Basidiomycota, Agaricomycetes, Polyporales, Fomitopsidaceae. The transcript has 4 exons. Gene Ontology annotation, cellular component: peroxisomal membrane.
UGUCUCGUACCUCCAAACCACUUCUUGCCUGUGCCCCGUAGCAGACCAGUAGCAGACACCAUGUCUGCCUUAUCGGCUAUCCUGGCCGAUCCUGCGUACCACGACUAUCUCGCCAUUGUCAAGGGUGCCCGAAAUGGCUUCGUGUAUGGUGUCAAAGUACGCUUUCCACAUGCACUGAUCAUGGCCAUUCUGUUUGGACGCGGGGACUGGCUCUCCAGGCUUCGCACUAUACUCCGAGCUACCAAACAACACGCGCUGAAUCUCGCCAAAUUCGUGUCUAUAUACAAGACCCUUCUACUCAUUCAGAAGAGGCUGAAUGGCGGCGUGCAUCGAAGCGCAGACACAUUCAUCGCUGGUCUUAUCGGUGGAUACACUGUGUUCGGUGAUCGUAAUGCCGUGAACGAACAGAUCGUCUUGUACGUUUGUUCGCGUGUGGUCGCGUCGUUCAUCCCGCGUGCAAAUUCGCCGUACUCCAUGAAGUCCGCGUCUUCCACUUCCGUAAAGCCUGUACCACCCGACGCCACCAAGUUCUCCGUCUUCGCCGCGCUAUGUUGGGGCGCGGUCAUGUGGCUUUUCAAUGAAAGGGGGGAGACGAUCCAACCUGGCAUGUUCAAUUCCAUGGUGUACCUGUACCGUGAUUCUGAUCACUGGGACAACCUGCGGACGCUUCUGUGGCACAACAAAUAAGGGUCCAAGUACUGUAUACUGUACACCCCAUCACGUUCCUCACAACGUCGACGUGCACAACAGCAUUCAUAUUUUCACCUACAUCUGGUGUCCGUGCAGUAGUAAUGCGUCUAAUUCAAUCGUGGCAUGCUCACCCCAGCGUAGCCCCUGCAUGAUUUCA